CGCGGCUCCACUGCCGAGCGACCGCGGGAAAAUUCCAAAAAAGUCAAAACAAAACAAAGAAACAGUAGGAGGCGAAGCCAAGUUUUCAAGCCACAGAACUCGGGCGGUGGCGUCCUUCCCGCCACGGCCCAAACUGCUGAAGCAGCUCUGGCGCGGACCACCGGUAAUAAGUUACCGGUGGAACAAACCAACGGUGGAAAGAGGCAGAAGUAACUUGGAGCCGAGUCACCAGUGACAGAGGCAAGAAGAUUUCUAGUAUUUUAACGUCUAAUGUGCCCCUCAGCCCAUUUUUCUAACUGGUCUCACCAAAAGUUCACAGUCUGACUGUCAGAUUUGAUAUGUGCUUACUGUUUCCUUCAGUGCUUAACAGGCCACAGUGAAGGUACAUCACCUUUGCCCCUUUUUUGAGAUGGCUCAAGAUUCAGUAGGACUUCCUUCUGAUUAUCAGUUUUGGAUGCGGAAGCUGUCUGUAUGGGGCCAGGCCUCCACUGUGGAAACCCAGCAAGACAUCUGCCAUCACCUACCUCAGUUCCAGGAGUUCCUGAGGCAGAUUUAUGAAACCUUAAAAGAAAUGGAUUCAAGUACAAUCAUUGAAAGAUUUCCCACAAUUGGUCAACUAUUGGCAAAAACUUGCUGGAAUCCUUUUAUCUUAGCAUAUGAUGAAAGCCAAAAAAUUCUAACAUGGUGCUUAGGUUGUCUGAUUAACAAAGAACCACAGAAUUCUGGAGAAUCGAAACUGAACUCCUGGACACGGGGGUUGUUAUCUCAUAUACUUUCAGCAUUCAGAUUUGAUAUAAAAGAAGUUGGUCUUUUUACUCAAAGUCUUGGGUAUGCACCUGCAGAUUAUUAUCCUGGUUUGCUAAAAAAUAUGGUUUUAUCAUUAGUGUCUGAACUCAGAGAGAAUCAUCUUAAUGGAUUUAACACUCAGAGGCGAAUGGCUCCUGAACGAGUAAGGUCCCUAUCACGAGUUUGUAUCCCACUUGUUACUCUGCCUGAUUUUGAACCACUGGUGGAAGCUCUGCUCACCUACCAUGGCCAUGAACCUCAGGAAAUGCUCUGGCCUGAAUUCUUCGAUGCUGUAAAUGAGGCCUUUUUGCUGAAGAAGAUCUCUCUCCCCAAGUCAGCGAUCGUCUGCCUCUGGCUUCGACACCUUCCCAGCCUUGAAAGAGCAACGCUGCAUCUUUUCGAAAAGCUAAUCUUCAGUGAGAGAAAUUCUCUGAGAAGGACCGAAUGCUUCAUGAAAGAGUCAUUGCUGCCCCAAGCAGCCUGCCACCCUGCCAUCUUCAGAAUUGUUGAUGAAAUGUUCAGGUACGCGCUCCUGGAAACCGACGGAGCCCCAGAGGUGCUGGCCACCCUUCAAGUGUUUACGUGCUGCUUUGUAGAAGCUCUGGAAAAAGAAGACAACCAGCUGAAGUUUGCACUCAAGACCUACUUUCCUUACGCUCCUCCGUCUCUGGUCAUGGCGCUACUCCAGCACCCGAAAGACAUCCCACAGGGACUGCGGCACCAGCCACUGAGGCGUAUUGCUGAAAUGCUCAGAGAAUCGGUGGAAGACCAGACUCACGGGUCCUGCGGAGGCCCCUUUGAGAGCUGGUUUUUGUUCGUUCACUUUGGAGGAUGGGCUGAUACGGUGGCUGAGCAGUUACUGAUGUCAGGAGCUGAACCCCCCGAGGCCUUGCUGUGGCUCUUGGCAUUCACCUACAGCCCACGUGACGGGAGUCAGCCGAGAGCACAGACCAUGGCAGAGGUGAAAGCAGUGCUCGGCCACCUCAGGAAGCUGCUCAGGAGCCCGACCCUGUCGGCCAGGGAUCUGCAGGCAGCAGCUGGAGAGCGCCCCGGCGGGGCCACCAGGCCGCUGGCCUGUGGGCAGCUGAUCCGGCACCUCCUCCUGAACUUCCUGCUCUGGGCGCCUGCAGGCCACACAAUUGCCCGGGAAGUCAUCAGCCACAUGGCGCAGACUGAGGAGACAGCCCGGGAGACCAUCGGCUUUCUUGACCAGACCUUGGACAGAUGGGAUCGUCUUUGCAUGGAGGCCCCGGCAUCGAGACGACUGGCCCGGGAGCUCCUUACGGAGCUGUGCACACGUCCAGCGCAGGCCCGUUGACCGAGCACCGCCCUGUGGGCCCAGGUGCGCGGGGCCAGGGAUGCAGCGAUGGGUUUCUAUGGCAAGGGUGCCCUCUGUGAGGAGUAACAAUCAGCGGAACUACCCUGCAAGACCUGCUAGGAGAAUUCUACACAAGGAGGAGACAGGCUCCUUCGCCCAGACUCAGUCAGGUCUGUUCACUGAUGACUGGGGUUUACGCCUUUAGCAUUCUCUUGACCCAGCUCAGCUGGGUGUCAGAGAAUCACUGAGAAAAGGCUCGGAUAGGAGAACCAAUUUUUAUUUCCUUUUUUCCCUUAUCAAACAAAAUGCACAGCUAUUAUCUAAAUGUUUCAAAGUCUUUGGACCAAGAAAUGGGUCAUGAACCACUGUUCAGUUUAGAAAGUAAUUUAGCCCCUGUCUCAGGUCAUUGGUAUUGGUGUUCCUUUGAAUCCACAGGGAUUUGAGAUAAAGCCACUUUUCCUAGUUCUCUAGCAAGGAGAGGUUCCCCUGGGCACCCCGUGAGCAAGCCGCGGGGACGGAGCCAGUAGUGACAGGGCCCACUGGUCCAUGCCGCCUGCCGUGGAGGGCGACCCUGCCCGGCCACCACGUGGAGCCAGUCUGUUGCUAAACACUCGCUGCUGCCUCAGAGCCCCGUUGCCUAGAGACGCUGCCGGAGGGCGAGAACGAGUUCCAGAGACACCAGGAAAGGGUGUCAGCAGUUAUCUUGUUAAGUGAACUGGAAAUGGAAAUUUCUAAUAAAGGACUGGUAACCCCAAGGUUAAUAUUUAUUUCACAUCA
This is a messenger RNA of Myotis lucifugus (little brown bat), 2881 nucleotides long. RefSeq names its product Fanconi anemia complementation group C (gene FANCC). Bases 410 to 2104 code for a protein of 564 amino acids. Gene Ontology annotation, cellular component: Fanconi anaemia nuclear complex. NCBI's taxonomy places the organism in Eukaryota, Metazoa, Chordata, Mammalia, Chiroptera, Vespertilionidae. The record is from RefSeq and is a predicted model, not a curated record. Gene Ontology annotation, biological process: cellular response to oxidative stress; nucleotide-excision repair; interstrand cross-link repair. The transcript is spliced from 16 exons.